Molossus molossus (Pallas's mastiff bat) is the source of this 546-nucleotide messenger RNA. RefSeq names its product ribonuclease P/MRP subunit p21 (gene RPP21). The record is from RefSeq and is a predicted model, not a curated record. Lineage: Eukaryota; Metazoa; Chordata; Mammalia; Chiroptera; Molossidae. Gene Ontology annotation, biological process: tRNA processing. The transcript is spliced from 5 exons. Bases 19 to 483 code for a protein of 154 amino acids. Gene Ontology annotation, cellular component: nucleolar ribonuclease P complex.
CGCGCGGCGCACACAGUGAUGGCCGGCCCAGUGAAGGACCGCGAGGCCUUCCAGAGGCUCAGCUUCCUGUACCAGGCCGCCCACUGCGUGCUCGCGCAGGACCCCGAGAACCAGGCGCUGGCGAGGUUCUACUGCCACACGGAGAGGACGGUCGCCCGGCGGCUCGUCCUGCGGCGGGACCCGUCGGUGAAAAGGACGCUCUGUCGUGGCUGCUCUUCUCUCCUCGUCCCAGGCCUGACCUGCACCCAGCGCCAGAGACGCUGCAGGGGACAGUGCUGGACAGUACAGACCUGCCUAACAUGCCGGCGCAGCCAAAGGUUCCUCAACGAUCCCGGGCAUGUGCUCUGGGGAGACCGGCCUGAGGCCCAGCUAGGAAGCCAGUCAGAUCCCAAACCACCACAGCCCCCACCAAAUACAGCCCACCCCACUCCAGCCCACCUUGCUGAGGAGAAAGCACAGCCCCAGAGCUUCAGUCACCAGUGAUGGAUGCACCCUGUCUUCAGAUAAAUAAAGUCUAAUUAUGUUUCACUUUGGUGAGUCCGUAAU